Vicugna pacos (alpaca) is the source of this 4682-nucleotide messenger RNA. RefSeq names its product centrosomal protein 89 (gene CEP89). Gene Ontology annotation, cellular component: ciliary transition fiber; centriole. Gene Ontology annotation, biological process: cilium assembly; chemical synaptic transmission; mitochondrion organization. The record is from RefSeq and is a predicted model, not a curated record. NCBI's taxonomy places the organism in Eukaryota, Metazoa, Chordata, Mammalia, Artiodactyla, Camelidae.
UUGCUAAGUCCCUUGAUUGAGUAGCAUCGGCGUUUGGGGCAAGGCCAGCUGGAGGAGCCAGACUUUAGAGAGUGGUCCUCCGCUCUGAGAUCUACUUGGCAGUCCAGUCGGGGUCUGGCCGCCUUCCGCAGCAAGGAUGCUCCUGGGAUUCCAGAGAGGCCGCAAGAGGCAGUUUAAACACAUCAUCCGUGGCCUUCUCCCUGCAGCCAGCAUCGCACCGAAGCCAGCUGUGCCCCGCACACCUCCUCCGCGCAGCCCCAACCCCUCUCCAGAGAAACCAAGAUCCGCUCUUGCCGCAGCCAUUCUAGCAACAACGUUGACUGGCCGGACCGUCGCCAUUCCCCAACCUCGCCGGAGGGUCCACUCUGAGAGUGACAUGACCUGCGUUGAAAAGGACAGUUUCAUCGAGCCCUAUGCCACCAUCUCGGAGCUGAGGCAUCAAUCACAUUGGCAGAAUGAGGUGGGAAGGAGAUCUUCUUUGCCGUCCUUUGAAAUGCUGGGCUACGAGAAUGAAGAGGACACUGACACGCACCUGUCAUCCAGCCCCAGGGAGUCGGGGGACGCCAGUGCUCGCAAGGAGGAAGGAAGCCUCAGCGAGGCUCUGUACGCCGUGCCGCACAGAAAUCAGGUUCCCUUGUCACGUGCGGUGGACAGUAAAGAUGAGGAAAAUAUUUCUGAACAAGAUGGGUUUCCAGGCUCACCUCUUACCCCAGAGUGUACACAGGUAAAAGAUGGUAAACAUUCGGUUCUGAAUUUAAAGGAUGGGAAACCACCAUUAUGUGAAAAACCUCCACCUUCUCCAGAUAUAACUGGUAGAACACGUCAAAGAUGUAUGGAAAUAACCGAAGAAAAGUUCGAGGAAUUAAAAGAAGAAAAUUUGCAUCUAAACAAUGCAAAUCAAACCCUUACUCUCGAACUUCACAUACUAAAACGAACAAUGAAAGAACUACAGUUAAAGCUUAAACGGACGGAAAAAGAAAAUGGAAAGCUGAAAGAGGCUGAGAAAGCAACCUCUCAGGAAGGUGCUACACCUGAGUUACAUUAUCUGAGAAAACAAGCUCAGGAACUGGUGGAUGAAAAUGAUGCAUUGAAAAUGACUGUGCAUCGUUUGAAUGUAGAGCUGAGUAGAUAUCAAACAAAAUUCAGGCAUUUAUCCAAGGAAGAGAGUUUAAAUAUUGAAGGCCUCCCAUCCAAGGGCCCUACACCACCCUGGUUGUUGGAUAUAAAGUACCUGUGCCCCUUGUUGCUGGCCUAUGAAGACAGGAUGAAGGAGAAGGAUGAGCUCAAUGCCAGCCUUCAGGAGGAAAUGGGAACGUUUAGGAUGCGAGUCCAGGAAGUGGUGAAAGAAAAUGAAGAAUUGCACCAACAGUUAAAUAAGAGUAGCCGUGUCACCAGUGAGGAAUGGCAUCAGCUUCAGACUCAAGCAGGACUGGUUUUAGAGGAAAACCAGUUGUUGUUAGAGCAGUUGGAGAUUCAGCAAAAGAAAGCCAAGGACACCCACCGGGAGCGUCUCCAGGAAGUUUCUAAACUGACUAAACAACUAAUGCUCCUGGAGAGUAAAACACAGAGCCAAGAAAAUGAGCUCGCUGCAAAUAAGGAGCAGCUGGAGCUCUUACAUACCGAAUGCCAGGAACUGAAAACGUGCUUGGAUGGCAAAGUUGCAAUGGACGUUCACACUUCAAUUGUAAAUGAGUUAAAAAGCCAGUUGCAGAAGGAAGAAGAGAAAGAAAAUGCUGAGAUGGAAGAGCUGAUGGAGAAGUUGGCGGUCCUGCAAAUGCAGAAAAAGAGCCUGCUGUUAGAGAAGACCAAUCUGACAGCUGAAAACAAGGCGCUGGAAGCUGAACUCGAAAAGGCACAGAAAUUAAAUAGGAGAUCUCAAAAGAAAAUUAGUAUCCUCAAAAAGCAAGUGGAAAAAGCCAUGGAGAAUGAAAUGUCUGCUCACCAGUACCUGGCAAAUCUUAUUGGCCUAGCAGAGAACGUAACCCAGGAACGUGACAAUCUCGUGUGUUUGGCUAAAUGUUUAGAAAGUGAGAAGAAUGGCGUUCUCAACAAAAUCUUCAAAGACAAUAUUCGCUUGGGAAGGUUGCAGGAAAGAGUCAAGGGGUACAAGAAGCAGGCGGCACUGAAACUGGAUGACAUGAGUCACCGUCUGACAGAGCAGGAGGAAGACUUUGCCAGCAAGACAGCUCAGUACCGGCAGGAGAUGAGGCACCUCCAUUGGAUGCUGCAGGACAAGCAGGAUGUCCUAGACAAGGCGCUGCAGCAGAAAAGAGAAAUAGAAGGCGAGCUUGACAUUGUGUGGGAGUCCACCACCAAGGAAAACCAAAGGAUCCGAGAGCUGCUCCAGGCCACCCUGGAGAGGACGGGCCCAGGGAACACCGUCAGAGCUUUCAAGGACACCUGCCUGGAUGGCAUCUCUCAGGGGGACAUGCUGGAUGGCUGCAGCUUCAGCUACUGUGACAUGAAGCCACCUCCCACCAUCCGCCAGGGUCUGCGGGAGCCCCUGGGCUAGGGCCCCCUCGGCCGGAGAGGCCCGCCUGGCACAGGCCCAGGGCGGGUGGCGGGGGCAGACCCCCCCACCGCUGCGGCGUCUCUCCUCGGGGCAAGGAAGGAAUGAGCUGUCUCAGAAAUUCAACGCACUUUUUACAUUUCGCUUUAUUUUUAAAAAGUGCUGCUGAACUGUACUCAGCCAGUGCACAUCCUCUGACCUCGUGCCAGGGAGCCGGGCCCUGUGAGACCCGGUGCUCAGGCUGACAGCUGACCUGAGGGCUGGCCUGUCUCCGGGCUCCUAGGUCUGCAGCUGGGAAAGCGCCGGAGGGCACGGCCGGCCGGAGCGCGCGCUCAGCCUGUGUGUCUGAUGAGUAAGUUGAAUUGGAUGAGCCUCGGGUGGAAGCAGUCGCAGUGAUAUCUGUGCAUUAACUCUGGGUGCUAUUUCAUUGUUUGGUUAAAAAAAAAAAAAACAGGUGCUGAUCCUCAUGCCCCAGUAAGUUGUGCAGAACCUGUCCUGUCUUCCCUUCCCCCCAAGCCCUUCUCUGUCCUCCUGGGGAAGGUCAUUUUUCUGCGACCACGUAAGCUUUCUCCCUCUUUGAGAGCCCUGACUUUGAACAUCCAGGUAGGGUCCCUGCCCUACUGCCAUCACUGAGAAGGAUGCCAGGGGCCGCGCCACCUCCUCAGGUAGACCAUCCCUGCCUCUCGGGACCAGUCGCGGGGACGUCCCGGCAGUGAUGCCGGCCGUCUAGGGCUGCUUGUCCCCGGCACGCUGGGAGAACGCAGGGACAUCCGCUACGAAGUACCCUCAACAGUGGUACGGAGGGUAGAUCCCGUCGCGUCCUUCACCGGACCCCUCGUAGCUGAGGCCUGUGUCAGUUUAGGUGUGCACUUAGGUCCAGUGUUGGCCCCUGGUCAUGUAUAAAAGUUGCUCUUUGGUUACUAGGUAUGAAGUUGAGAUGGGAAAUCAUUGUUCUUUUAGAUUUCAUUAAAAUUGUUCAACAGUUAAAGAAUUGUAAUUUAUUUUCAUUUUACCAGAAGCAGAAAGACUCACCAGGAUUUAAUAUUAUGUAUCAUCUCCUAGGAGAUGACCUAGCGAAUAACUUUGAUGCUAUUUCAGGGGAAUUUGUGCCAGCUGUCUAAUAAUCCGUAGACAGGCUGAAAGGUGGCAGCAGCCCCGUGAGUCUCUUGCCUCCAGACCGAUGCUCAGGAGCCGGCUUCCCCAUGGGACACUGCUGUCGUCACAUCACCUAGAGAACCACUUCUGUCGUCCCUUCCCUCUGCCUUCAGAGAGAACAUUUCUUUCCCUUGAGAAAUGAAUGUUUGUACAUUUCUGCUUUGUCACACGUUACAGAUACACUUUGCAAGUUCAGUGACCUCAGGACCUCAUCAUGGCCCAGCAGGGGUGGGAUUGUGCAGUGCUGGGCGCUGCAGGAAAUGGGCAGACAAGCUCAGAGUCCAGGAUGCAGAGGAGGGCAAAGCAGGCGAGACGGCAAAAAAUGAUGCAGUGCGAGGCACCGAGCCCAGCCUCGAGCUGGACCACCCCGGCCUUGCAGUGUGGACAGGGUCUCAGGAGGUGGAGGAGGCAGAGGGGGCUGUGUGAACAGCAGGAGGGGCUCUGGGGCCGGAGGUUGGGGUGGGCUAUGAGGCCUGACUGCCGGGAGGGGGCCCCUGUUCCUCUGCGUCCUGUAGGUUUCCAGUCUGAGCGGGAACUGGUGUCAUUCUCUCUUGGUCCUGGUGAGUCUUUAUACAGUGCUAGAAUGGUCCUGGUCAGGUUGAAAGUAACCCAAGGCAGACAGUUAGAUAACGUGACCCAGGAAGUCAAGAGAGCCCUGCUGCCCUUGGCACUAUUUAAAAGCAGCCGUGGGGAUGUCAGAACUGGGUGGAGAGGGGGCCCGAGUGUGGGCGUGGCUGUGGGUUUGGCAUUGGCCGCGGGCGAGAGGCUGUCCUGUCUUCCAGUCGUCCCUUGCAGAGGGGUGGUGGGAUCAGAAGAGACCCCUUUGCCCCUCAACCUCUGAGAAGAAUGGGAGAGACCCCACCCUUUCCAACAGUUGAAAUCUUUGUAGACCAGUGAUCAUCUAACGCUAAGGAGAGGGAGGAAAUUCUGGAUUUUAUUAGUUUCAAUGUAAGUAUAUUCAGCAGCUAUGCUGUGAAUGCUUAUGUAUGUGCUAUUUGUUGAGAACAAUGGCAGUGAC